AAUGAAAAACCUCUAACCAACAACUAUCGUAAGUGUAGACCGUGACAACGUUAUUUGUUCAGUUUAUUUACUUUUCUCGCGUUGUCUGCUAGGAGGAAUGCAUGUUUGAAUGAUUAACCUAUAUAUUCAGUACAAUUGAUGAAGAGAUACAGUACCACAAGCAUUUUCGAUGAUUCUCCCCUCGGAUAUGCUCAUUUAGAAACACCAGAAGAAAAUCCUACAGUGAGCUUGGAUCAAUGGGAUUUGAAUUAUUUGGAGGCUUCCAUUUACCUUGAGGAAGGUGAAAACAAUGACAAAUUUACUUUUCAUCCCAAGAGCCGAGAUGCACUUCCUGCUUAUAACCUUGUGCAUAAUCAAGUGUUCUACUGUUUUGACCUUAUAGCCUCAAUUGCUCUUUUAUCAUUAGCUUUGACUGAGAAGCCUGCGGUACCUGGAUUUGCAUUACCUGAAUGGAUCCAUGCAUCUAUAGAAUUAUUGUGCCUAUUUCUUAUGUGUGUAGAAGUAUUUAUGAAAGUAAGAUGGAUGGGAAGUCAAGCAUUUUUACGUCACAAAAGAAGUGUCAUAAAGUUUAUUGUUUUAAUCAUUAUGAUAAUAGAGGCAUUGGUUGUAUUGGGAAGACAAACAAGCCACUUUCGUGUUACAAGAGCUUUAAGACCAGUUUUCCUCAUAGAUAACCAUUACUGUAAAGGCAUUCGUAGAGUGAUUCGACAAAUCAUCCAGUCCCUUCCUCCAAUUUUGGAUAUGUUAACAUUGUUGUUGUUUUUCAUGUUGAUCUUCUCUGUCUUAGGUUUUUAUCUCUUCCGUUCAGUCAAGGAAGAUACAUAUUUCACAUCAUUGCAAGAAAGUUUUGUUAGCUUGUUUGUUCUUCUUACUACUGCAAAUUUUCCAGAUGUUAUGAUGCCAUCAUAUGCCAUGUCAAAAUGGUCGUCCCUCUUCUUUGUAGUUUUCAUUAUAAUCCAUGUCUACUUUUUGAUGAACUUGAUGUUAGCUGUUGUGUAUGAAACCUUCACUCGCAUAGAAAAAGAUAAGUUUCGAAAAUUACUUCUUCAUCGUCGUAAAGCAUGCCAGCUAGCGUUUCGUCUUCUUGUCACAAAAAAUUCACCAUUACAAAUGAGCUUUCGUCAUUUUGAAGGUUUAAUGAAAUAUUUCAAGCCAAGAAAUAGCAAAUUGGACAAUUAUCUGAUGUUUAAAACAUUAGAUAUACAUAAAACUGGAUACCUUACAAUGAGCGAAUUUUUGAAUGUAUUUGAAGCUAGUCCAUUGCAAUGGAAACCUAAAAGACAAGAUGACCUUUGGUUUAUGCACUUGAAAGGUUUUCCAUUAAAAGUCUUUACAGGAAUUAAUAAACUUGUAACCCAUAAUACAACAGAUCUUGCCAUCAAUGCUGUUAUUGCAGUUAAUGGAGCAUGGCAAAUAAUGGAAGCGUCUGAAGUAUUUGGUAAACAGAAAAGAGAAGCCUUUUAUGAAGAAUGUGAUGCUGUUAGCUGUGAUGCAUCUGAAGAUAUUUAUGGAUGGGUAUCUAUUGCUUUUGUAACAUUUUAUACUUUGGAGGUUUCACUUAAAAUUAUGGGCCUGGGAUUCUUUGAAUACUUUGGUUCAAAAUGGAACCGGUUUGAUUUUGGAGUUACCGUUCUUGCAAUCUGUGGUUUGAUAGCUGAACAGUUUCGUUUCCCAUUUUCAUAUGUGACCAUUCUUAGAACAUUGAGACUUCUGAGGCUAUUUAAGCUCAAGAAAAGGUACAGAGAUGUUUUAGGAACAUUGUUUAUCAUUUUGCCACGGUUCCUAAGUGUUGCUCUUGUAUUAGUUAUUUUAUAUUACUUCUUUGGCAUUAUUGGAAUGGAAGUAUUAUCUGGCUAUAACCUUGUAAAUUGUUGCAAGAAUACUACGGUAGAACAGUUUUAUCGUUUUGAUAAUGACAGUUCACUUGAUGGAUAUUAUUACUUGAAUAAUUUUGAUGAUUUUAUUACUAGUCAGAUUACGCUAUUUGAGUUGAUGGUUGUCAAUAAUUGGUUUAUUAUGAUGAACGGAUAUGCAAGUGUUGCAACAGAAUGGAGCAGACUUUUCUUUAUGUCUUUUUAUAUUGUUACCAUGGUAGUUAUAAAUAUUGUUGUUGCUUUUGUUUUGGAGGCGUUUCUCUUUAGGAUUCAGUAUAAACGUUACACAGGUGAUAUGGAUAAGGAAACUCUUGUUAGAGUUGAUAUUGGAUUAAAUCAGCGAGAAAUUGAUUUUUCCCAUGCUACAAACACUUACUUAUCUAAAUCACAACUGAUGUCUUUGGCAAAUGAUCAGACUUCUGAACAAGUGAUUUUUAGAGGCACAAGAACUAGGACUAAAUUCUCAUUUUCAUUAAAAAUGUAUGCUGAAGAAGUGAAGAAAUGGCUAAAAGAAGCUGAGGAUGAAGAACAACGUCAGAGAGAAUUAUUGCUCAGUCAACUUCAACAAGAGCAACUUAUUCAAAAUAAUCUUUCUGAAGAGUAUUUACAAGACCUACAUGAUCGUACAUUUACAGUGUAAUUUUUUAAAGUGCAUUUUGAAGAUUUAAGAACUUUUCUAAAUAUAUAGAAUGUGCUUUUACUCUAACUUAUUAUGAAACAAUAUUUUUAACAUCUAAUGAACGAUAAAUUUUAACAAAGCCAUGUCUUGUAAUUGUGUAUCUGUAUUGAAGCUAAGUUUUUCUGAGCUUUUUCGUUUUUAUGUAUAUGAAAGCUAUACUGCUGAUUUAUUCUAAGAAGUUUUGAUAAACUUUAAACAUAGAUCAGGCAUAUUAAAGAAUAUCAUUUUUACAUAUUUGCUCACUAUGGCAAUACAGGAAUUAAAAAGAAGGAAGGAAAAAAUGGCUUAUAAAAGAAGUUUAUCAUAUAAUUAAUGUGUGGAAAAUAAUAAUUGAGAGUGUUCAAAGUUUUAAUUAAUUGUUAUUAGCAAAUUUUAAUUUUUGAAGUCCAUAUUGACAUUUGUGCAUGUAGGUCACUGCAAGAGAAAUGAGGUAUUACAAUUAUAAUAUUGCUUGCUCAAAUUCAUUGGGUCUGUCACUGCAUUAUUUCUGUAUGAUUCCAUCUUACUAUUGCUGUGUCUUUAAUUUAUGUUACCAAACUUAUUUCUGAUCUAAAACUAUUUCUAUUUUCUAUUCAUUUGACAAUCUUACAAUAUGGUUUUAUGAAAUAUUAUUUUUUCAUAUGUCUGAUCAGUUUUUAAAGAUUCUCAAAAUACUUUCAAAUCACAAUAUAUUUAAUGAACAGAACAAAAUUGAUCUGAUUUCUUUGAAAGAGAACCCUGAUGUUAUUUGUAACAAUUGUGAAGUGUAUUUUUUUAAAGCUCAUACUCAUUUAUUUAGAAAAGUUUUUCUCUGUCACAUGAGCUAUAAUAAUUUUUUUUUUUUAUUUAUGUAGGAAUUCACCUAGUCAGUGAGAGAUCUUAAUAUUAACUACUUUAUAAUUAUUUCUGUUCUUGAGCAAGGUACUCUUUUAAGAUUCCAAAUGUAUGACUUAUUUUAUGUUUAUUGAAAUAUUGUGAAUACUGUUUGUGCCUUUAAAUCAAAGUAAAUUAGGUAGCUUAUUUUAAUCAGAUUUUAAAGAUGAUAUAUAAUAGUAUACUGUAUAUAUGAGACUAAAAUAAUGUAUUUUUGAUGUAUAGAUAAGAUAAAUAUUUUCUUUGUUAAAAAUUUUCAUGUGCAUUGUUCAUGUGUUGUGUAAUUUAUGCUGUACAGUUGUUUGAGUCAUAAUUAUGUGUUAUGCAUUCAUCUGUUAAUUUUCUCAUAAUGCGAGCUUUGAACUAUGUAAUAGCAAAUCUUUUAUUGGAAGAUUAGCUUUUGUCUAUUUUUUUAAAAAGUGUGGUUGAAAAUUUAUAUUUUUUGAGGGUUUAUAUAAUAUAUAUAAAACAAAAACUGACAGCAGUUCAAAAUCAAAACCUAUUGACUGCUAUAGUUAAUGAAGCAUUAAUUGCUUAUAUUUUAAAAUUAAACAAGCAGACAUUUAAUGCAUUAUUUUAAACAACACAAGUGGUUGUAUUAGUAUAAUUAAUACAAAAUUAUAUUUGUCUGACAAUUUUUAUUUUGCUUAUUUUUUUUUUGCAAAGAAAAAUAUGCAACUUUUUUUUUCCCCCCCAUGAAAUAACAUGCUAUUAUCUUAUUGGGUAAAUAUUGGCGUUAGUACAUGAUGUUCUCUAAAUAAUGAAAUUCUUUUUAAGCAUUUGCUGUUCAAUUUGUUAAGAGCAUAUUUAUUCUUAUUUCUACCUAGUUUUUUAUUUAUUUCUUUAAUAAAGGAUAUAAGGGAGCAAGUUUUUAAUUAGCCUAUCAUAAACUAUAGAAAAGUACUUUUUAUAAUCUGAUAUCUAUUAUAUUUUCUGUUAUUUCUGUUUCAAAGGAUGAGAAAUUGAAGUAAUUGUAUGUUUAUUUAAAACUCAAUUCACAUUUUUUUUAUCAUAAUCAUUUGUUUGAAUAUGUAGAAGAUAAAGAUCAAAAUUCUUCUUCAGAAGAAUCUUAUUUACUUAAUGAGGUUUUGUAAAAAUUCUAUGAAUUUCAUUUAUCUAAUAUUUAUUAUUUCUGAGUAUUUAUUAGUUACUGUUAUAAAAAUCUGCAAUUGUAUCCUAAGGUAUGAGAUUUAUUAAAUUAAAAUGAAUGUUUCAUUUAAUUUUUUAAUUAUACUAUUGUAUUACUUAAUCAUCUGUGUGAACUACAUAUAUGACAUCCUCAAAUAGUCGACAUAAGUUUACAGAAUUUAUUUUUGAAAAUUUUUGGAAGGACCAAAAAAUUUUUGCCCUUAAUGAGAUGGUUAUGAUUUAAAAUAAAGCUUGUAAUGGUAUAUUCUUGAAAUUAUUAUAUUUUCUGCACAUUUAUGCAACAUGUUUUAAUUUUGUAAAUUCUGAAUAUGUGCAUUGUAUUUUUCUUGUAAAUUAUCUCUUCUAUAUAUUUAUAUUUCUGAUUUUUGUUUGAGAUGAAUUUAUUUUAAAUUUUAAAAAUUAUUUACUACAGAAAGUUGUAAGAAUUUAAGCAUGGAAUAGCAUUAUUUAUAUGCUUGUAUAAUUGUUACAAAAUCUUAUAAUUUAUCUGAUUUCGUAUUAAUUUUCGGUAAUUUGUAUGCUUUUUAAUGCCAAAAUAUUUUUGAAUCUCUGAGUUGUUAUUUGAGCAGGAUGAAGGAAGUAUUUUGAAAUGAGAUUUUGAAUGUAAUUCUUUUAAAUUUAUAUUUUUUAAUUCAAAAUGUAUUUAUUAAUCUAUUUAAAAUAUUUUUAAAUCUAAGAAAUCAUUUUUGAAAUGUUUUAAGAGUAAUUUUACUGAUCUUAAGAUAGUCAAAAUUUUUAUUUUACUGUGUGUUUCAAGCAUCAUUACCAAGUCUUCUUCUUGCACCAUAAAAUUGUAUCAUUCACUCAAAUCAACAUUUGAAAAGAGAAAGGAGAGAAGUAAUGUUAGCUUUUAUCAACUUGAGACAGCCAUAGCUCUAACUAUGACUCUUGUGUCAGAAUACAUUUGAGCUCGUUUUUACCAAAAAUUCUUUCUUAUAACUUGUUUCAUUAUUUUUACAGCAGAAUAUGAAGUAUAUUUGUGAUUUACUAAUUAUUUAAAGAGCAUACUAAUUUUAACUGUAUUAAUUUUUACAUUAAAGAUUUCUGACUAUAACUUUUUUCAACCUAUAACCAUCUCAGGUAGCAAAUUUUCUGAAUCUUUGAAUGUACAAAUAAAAUUAUUUCGAUCAUUUUCAAUGACUACAAUGUGAUAUUUGCUUACUCAUAAAUGUUUAAUUGUUGUUGUUUGUA
Argiope bruennichi is the source of this 5745-nucleotide messenger RNA. RefSeq names its product two pore channel protein 1-like. Bases 139 to 2514 code for a protein of 791 amino acids. Gene Ontology annotation, molecular function: voltage-gated channel activity; monoatomic ion channel activity. NCBI's taxonomy places the organism in Eukaryota, Metazoa, Arthropoda, Arachnida, Araneae, Araneidae. Gene Ontology annotation, cellular component: lysosomal membrane; endosome membrane. The transcript is spliced from 24 exons. The record is from RefSeq and is a predicted model, not a curated record. Gene Ontology annotation, biological process: monoatomic ion transport; transmembrane transport.